Molecule: messenger RNA, 827 nt
Organism: Melospiza melodia melodia
Lineage: Eukaryota; Metazoa; Chordata; Aves; Passeriformes; Passerellidae
Gene: S100Z
Product: S100 calcium binding protein Z
Exons: 4
Coding region: 1-624 (207 amino acids)
Molecular function (GO): calcium-dependent protein binding; calcium ion binding
Source: RefSeq, a predicted model, not a curated record
AUGGCGCCGUCUGGGCAGACAAAAGGGACAGGGCAAGGUGCAGGACCACAGCUUCUCAGCGAAGGUGGAGAGCUACGUGUCACACGCCAGCCAAGCUGUCAGUCCACGCCCAAGGAGGUCGGUGAUGUUCAGGAACUAGCUGACGGCUCCGUCGAUCAUCGGGGGAAAGAAUGUUACAUACGGGAUCAUGCUUUAACUUUCCGACCUGAUAACAAGAGCCUGUACAUGGGUUUUGAAAGGAAGGUGACCAUCACCUUCUGUGAUCUGGGUAUUUUCUUGCGUACACCUCCGCUAGCCUGUAAAGCAGCUCUCCUGCUCACUGCUAUGACCACUCCACUGGAAGAUGCAAUGGACACCUUGAUCAGGAUUUUCCAUCACUACUCGGGCAAAGAAGGAGACAGGAACAAGCUCAGUAAAGGAGAACUCAAGGAGCUCCUCACCAGUGAGCUCACUGACUUCCUUUCAGGCCAAAAGGACCCCCUCCUGGUCGAUAAAAUUAUGAAUGACCUGGACUCCAAUAAGGACAAUGAAGUGGAUUUUAAUGAAUUUGUCAUUCUGGUUGCUGCUUUGACAGUGGCAUGUAAUGAUUUCUUUGAAGAACAGCUAAAGAAAGAGGAAUUUUAAAAAUCCUCGAUGUAAUCAAUCUCCGGUCCGCAAAUGCAAGCAAAGCAUGCCUAGUUAGGUAGCCCUCAUUGGUGUUUAGUAAAUGCAAACCAUAAUUCCUCCAACUGUUACUGCUCUAAGACAUUUAUGGAGCUAAUCAGCAGCUGGUGUAAGCUGGACCACAGCCAGCUUACACUACUUGAGAUGUGCAGUAUUUCCAGUCU